Molecule: messenger RNA, 1632 nt
Organism: Exophiala aquamarina CBS 119918
Lineage: Eukaryota; Fungi; Ascomycota; Eurotiomycetes; Chaetothyriales; Herpotrichiellaceae
Exons: 4
Coding region: 1-1632 (543 amino acids)
Biological process (GO): amino acid transmembrane transport
Cellular component (GO): membrane
Molecular function (GO): amino acid transmembrane transporter activity
Source: RefSeq, a predicted model, not a curated record
AUGGCAGCUGAUCCCGUUUUUGACGAGAAAACCGUAGGAGAGACCAAGCAGCCACCUCCUACUUCUGACCACGAUAUCGAGAAUGGAACAACUCACACUGCUGAGCUCCGCCGUGGGCUUCAAGGUCGUCACAUGCAAAUGAUUGCCAUUGGAGGUUCAAUUGGCGCCGGUCUCUUUGUUGGAUCCGGUGGUGCCUUACAGUCUGGCGGGCCUGCGUCUCUUGUGAUCGGGUUUAUCAUCAUCGGUAUGAUGUUGCUGUGCACCGUGCAGGCACUGGGCGAACUGGCUGUUUUGUAUCCUGUCAACGGCGCCUUCUUCAAUUAUUCCGUUCGAUUCAUCGAUAAAUCUUGGGGGUUCGCCAUGGGGUAUCAGUACGCCAUUGGUUGGCUUAUAACGUUGCCUUUCGAGAUAACGGCCGCUGGUAUCACAAUCAGCUAUUGGCACGAAUACAAUAUUGGUAUCUGGAUAGCUGUCUUCCUUACAACAUUGAUCAUCGUUCAGGUCUUUGGCGUAAAAGGAUAUGGUGAAGUUGAAUUCGUCCUCGGUAUAAUUAAGGUUGUUGCAGUUCUAGGAUUCAUCAUCUUUGGUAUUAUCGUCAACUGUGGCGGUGUCCCCACUGACGACCGUGGCUACAUCGGCUUCCGUUAUUGGAACGGCAAGGACGGUAACCACGCUUUCCGAAAUGGCUUCAAGGGAUUUUGCUCGGUCUUCGUGACUGCUGCCUUUGCCUUCGGCGGGACUGAGAUGGUUGGUCUUGCUGCUGCUGAAGCUGCCGACCCCAGAAAGUCUUUGCCCAAGGCUACUAAGCAAGUCUUUUGGCGUAUUGCUGGCUUUUAUGUUGUCUCACUGCUCAUCAUGGGCAUCAUCGUGCCAAACAGCUCCGAAGACCUGCUGGGUUCCAGUGGGGCCAAUACCAAAGCCUCUCCAUUCGUAUUAGCCAUCAAAUAUGCCGGCGUCAAAGGCUUGCCUUCAGUUUUCAACGCUGUCAUUACUAUCUCAGUCAUGUCCGUGGCGAACAGCUGUACUUACGGGUCGACUCGUACCUUGCAAGCCCUCGCUGCCGCAGGAAUGGCCCCUAGGUGGUUGGGAUAUAUUGAUAAGAAAGGUCGCCCUCUCUGGCCUGUCGUUAUCCAGAUGGCAUUCGGUCUUCUGGCAUUCAUCAAUGAGUCUGCUGAUGGUAGCACGGUCUUCACCUGGCUACUCUCCCUCACGGGCUUGUCGUCCUUCUUCGUGUGGGGCUCCAUUUGUCUGAGUCAUAUUCGCUUCCGACAAGGCUGGAAGGCUGCCGGCCGUUCCGUGGACGACCUUCCUUUCAAGUCACAGCUUGGCGUUUAUGGAUCAUACUUUGGUGUGUUCCUCGUCGUGAUCUGUCUGAUAGCAACAUUCUAUAUCUCCCUCUUCCCCAUCGGUGGCAGCCCCAAUGCCGAAGCUUUCUUCGAGAGUUACAUCGCAGCGCCCAUCGCGAUAGCUUUGUUCGCCGGCUGGAAGAUCUACACCAAGGACUGGUCCUUCGGUAUCCGCGUCGAGGAUAUGGAUCUCGACAGCGGCCGCAGAGACUAUGCAGAUUUGCCUCCGCCAGAGCCAGCGAGGAACCUGAGCAUUGGCCGCAGGAUGAGCCAGGCUAUCUUUUAA